Triticum dicoccoides is the source of this 784-nucleotide messenger RNA. RefSeq lists its product as uncharacterized. Bases 79 to 507 code for a protein of 142 amino acids. The transcript is spliced from 4 exons. NCBI's taxonomy places the organism in Eukaryota, Viridiplantae, Streptophyta, Magnoliopsida, Poales, Poaceae. The record is from RefSeq and is a predicted model, not a curated record.
UAUCCAGAUCCACCGCCGGACCGUCUCCCCCACCCACAUCGACAGCGACCGCCCUGGCAUCGGCCUGCUGCUGGAACCAUGGCCAAGAAGCCGCUGCCAGGUAACAGUGCUGGGCGUCGUUACAGCGCGCCACCGACGUAUUCACUCGCGGCGCGCCUGGCUCAAGGGCUCCCCAACGAACAGGCCGCCUCUUCCCUUGUGGAUAGCCGCUCCAAUUGCCAGAUUUACAAGAUGACAGCUAUUAAACAAGAGGAGGUGCACAGAGCCAUUGAUACCAGCGGUGGCCAAAUUACCCAUGACGAACCACGGUGUCGGAAGCACAAUAAGCCAUACGAGCAUAUUCAUUGCUCACGCAAAGCAAGCUCAACCCAAAAGUUCAAAGGCAAGAAAGUGCAUGUAAAUCCUGGAAAGUACAUUCUCCGUGCUAACGCUGGCAUGGCCCGCUUUAUCAAGGGUGUUGAGAAAAGAGCCACCAUCACUAAAGGCUGGAGCGACUUCUUCCGUUAGGCACACAUGAACGAAGGGCAAGCAUAUGCUUUCACCUUCAAGUACACUUCCAAGGGAUUGCGCUUGAUCAUCUACCCAAUAUAAGCAAGUUGCAAGAGCCCCUUGUUAUAUAACUUAGUAUUAGUAUAGAUGCCUAUCAAGACUUCUAUGUUUAUCGUUCUUUUGGAUCUUAUGUAAACCCGAAAGACCAUCAUGUGCAUUUAGCUAUUGGUUAUUUGCUGCUUAAACUAUUGUGUGGUGUGCUUUUGAAACAACCAUGAUAAAAGAAAUAUACGCU